GAUCCGACAUAAUCGUUUCAGCCGUCUUCCUUUCCUCUCUUCCCUCCUCCCUUUCACCUUUCCCUGAGUUGACCUUUUUUCAAUUCAGUUUCACAUCAUACACAAUGGCCUCCGAGAUGGCAACCCACUUGAAGCCCAACGGCGGUGCUGAAUUCGAGAAGAGACACCACGGCAAGACCCAAUCUCACGUCGCCUUUGAGAACACCUCGACCUCAGUUGCUGCUUCGCAGAUGCGCAAUGCCUUGAACAACCUCUGCGAUUCGGUUACCGAUCCUGCUGAGAAGCAGCGCUUCGAGACCGAGAUGGACAACUUCUUUGCCCUCUUCCGCAGAUACCUCAACGACAAGGCCAAGGGCAACGAGAUCGAGUGGUCCCGCAUCGCUCCCCCAAAGCCCGAGCAGGUCGUCGCAUACGAGGACCUGCCCCAGCAGGAGUCCGUUGACUUCCUCAACAAGCUCGCCGUCCUCAAGCUCAACGGUGGUCUCGGUACCUCGAUGGGCUGUGUCGGCCCCAAGUCAGUCAUCGAGGUCCGCGACGGUAUGUCCUUCCUCGACCUUUCGGUCAGACAGAUCGAGUACCUCAACCGCACCUACGGUGUCAACGUUCCCUUCGUGUUGAUGAACUCGUUCAACACCGAUGCCGACACUGCCAGCAUCAUCAAGAAGUACGAGGGCCACAACAUCGACAUCAUGACAUUCAACCAGUCAAGAUACCCCCGCAUCCUCAAGGACUCGCUCCUGCCUGCUCCUAAGUCGGCCAACUCCCAGAUCUCCGACUGGUACCCUCCCGGUCACGGUGACGUUUUCGAGUCGCUUUACAACUCCGGCAUCCUCGACAAACUCCUCGAGCGUGGUGUCGAGAUUGUCUUCCUCUCCAACGCCGACAACCUCGGCGCUGUCGUUGACCUCAAGAUCCUCCAGCACAUGGUCGACACCAAGGCUGAGUACAUCAUGGAGCUGACUGACAAGACCAAGGCCGACGUCAAGGGUGGUACCAUCAUUGACUACGAGGGCCAAGCCCGUCUCCUCGAGAUUGCCCAGGUUCCCAAGGAGCACGUCAACGAGUUCAAGUCAAUCAAGAAAUUCAAAUACUUCAACACUAACAACAUCUGGAUGAACCUCCGCGCGGUCAAGCGUAUCGUCGAGAACAACGAGCUUGCCAUGGAGAUCAUCCCCAACGGCAAGUCGAUCCCCGCCGACAAGAAGGGCGAGGCCGAUGUCAGCAUCGUCCAGCUCGAGACAGCCGUCGGUGCCGCCAUCCGCCACUUCCACAACGCACACGGUGUCAACGUGCCCCGUCGUCGUUUCCUCCCUGUCAAGACCUGCUCCGAUCUGAUGUUGGUCAAGUCUGACUUGUACACCCUUAAGCACGGCCAGCUGAUCAUGGACCCCAACCGCUUCGGCCCCGCCCCUCUCAUCAAACUUGGCGGUGACUUCAAGAAGGUUUCCAGCUUCCAAAGCCGUAUUCCUAGCAUUCCCAAGAUCCUCGAGCUCGACCAUUUGACCAUCACCGGUCCUGUCAACCUCGGUCGUGGCGUCACCUGCAAGGGUACUGUCAUCAUUGUUGCCAGUGAGGGCCAGACCAUCGAUAUUCCCCCAGGUUCCAUCCUCGAGAACGUUGUUGUCCAGGGUAGCUUGAGACUUCUCGAGCACUAGAAAAAAAAACUCAUUCACAAGGCGCGCGUCAUUAUGGAACAGGUUCAAGAGACGCAGUAGAUACCACGGAACAUUCAGUAAUUAUUUCAUCUUCAAGUCAUGGCAAAUUCAUGCAUUCUUACCCUCAACAUAAUCGCUGCCACGCUCUCAAACUCGUUACAACAUGUAAUUGAUGGAGCGUCAAGGUUCAAAUAAUGUCGUUUCGGAAAUUGCGGGAUGCAUCUACUGACCUCAUAGCGGCGGAUUCUUGAACAUGGACGCGACGUUCGCAGACACGGCUUGGGUACCUAGGUGGGCAGAUCAUUCUCACGUAACAGUCAAGGCAUAACUGCUAGGCCAGCGGACAAUGGAGGGUCAGGUUUAA
Messenger RNA from Aureobasidium subglaciale EXF-2481, 2019 nucleotides. RefSeq lists its product as uncharacterized. NCBI's taxonomy places the organism in Eukaryota, Fungi, Ascomycota, Dothideomycetes, Dothideales, Saccotheciaceae. The record is from RefSeq and is a predicted model, not a curated record. Gene Ontology annotation, molecular function: UTP:glucose-1-phosphate uridylyltransferase activity. Gene Ontology annotation, cellular component: cytoplasm. The transcript is spliced from 4 exons. Gene Ontology annotation, biological process: UDP-alpha-D-glucose metabolic process; glycogen metabolic process. Bases 105 to 1655 code for a protein of 516 amino acids.